GCCCAUCCGCUCUGACUCCGCCCCACGAGUUCUGUUUUUAAGUCCUCCUCCGCGACCGGCGCGUCACUGUUGGUGGGGGUCACGUGACAGGGGGUGCUCGUAGUCGGUUAUAUUAUUGAUGUGUUGAAGGGGUGUCCCCGGUGAGCGGUGGAAUCUGCUGCUGCAGCAACAGGAGACAGCGGCUGGGGGGGUACCCGACUGUUAGGCCCGGCCCCCAGCCGCAGAUAACAAGCAACGAGUCAACCAGGAGGCCCCCGAGAAGGAAGAGCGCCCCUCUUUUAUUUGUCUGUCGCCGACUAAACCCCAAAGGAAGCCCCGAGUCAGUGUAUCUAGCGGAGAGGGACACCCCGGGGGGGAGCUGAAGCCAUGUCAUCUCCCAGCCCGGGCAAGAGGCGAAUGGACACGGAUGUUGUCAAACUUAUUGAAAGCAAACAUGAAGUCACAAUCCUAGGAGGACUAAAUGAAUUUAUAGUGAAGUUUUAUGGACCACAAGGAACACCAUAUGAAGGUGGCGUGUGGAAAGUUAGAGUGGACCUUCCUGAUAAAUAUCCUUUCAAAUCUCCUUCUAUAGGAUUUAUGAACAAAAUAUUUCAUCCCAAUAUCGAUGAAGCGUCAGGUACAGUGUGUCUAGAUGUCAUCAACCAAACCUGGACAGCUCUUUAUGAUCUCACCAAUAUAUUUGAGUCUUUUCUGCCCCAGCUGCUGGCCUAUCCAAACCCAAUAGAUCCACUUAAUGGAGAUGCAGCAGCUAUGUAUCUCCAUCGACCAGAGGAGUACAAACAAAAAAUUAAAGAAUACAUCCAGAAAUAUGCAACAGAAGAGGCGCUCAAAGAGCAAGAAGAGCGUACUGGUGACAGCUCGUCUGAAAGCUCAAUGUCUGACUUCUCUGAAGAUGAAGCCCAGGACAUGGAGUUGUAGUAGAAGAAAAUCUGCUUUUCAAAAGUGAAACAAAUACAAAGACUUUUUCCUAACCACGAGAAGCAGACUUUAAUAUUCAUAUUUAAACAAAGCAAUUUUUUUUUAUUACUAAACAAGGUUUUUAUGAAUAGCAUUGAUAUAUCACCCUUUAGGUUUUGAUUUUUUUUUUCUUUAUUUUUAUUUUUUUCCUGAUCAUUUCUGAACCCUAAUGUGCAUAGCGUAUACCCCACAUUCCAUUUUGGUAGCUGUGUGCAUGAGCUCAGCAGUCCAACGUUGUGUGCUACUUGAACUCAAAGGAAAAGCAAAGCGACAAUUAACAACUCUGACUGCUGUGAUCCAUUACAUUUUCAAGUAGUAUUGUCACUCUUAUCAGCGCCCUGCCAAGUGGAUCAUGCCUCGGACUUUGCUGGAAUAUUAUAUUCUUCAAAGCUAAAUGGUGAACUUUGAGGCAUAUUGUACUAAAACAAAAGCCUUUAGAUUACUAUAAAGGAAAAUGUGCAUCUGUGGGUCACCAGAUGGUGUCACCCACCUUAUUUUUUCUUAUUUUUUUUAUUUUAAAUGCCUGCAAAUUUAGUUUGGGAAAAUACAUUCAGAUAGCCCUAAAGAGCAGGACUUCAUAAAUGCCUGUCUCAGGUUUUAAGUACCUUUUUUUUUUUAAGUGGAUGUAUCCCCCUCUCCUAAAGCCAAGACUGGGAUGUGAUUGGUCAAACUGCUGUUAUACUGGUGUGUGCCAUCUUGACGGAGUUCAAUUGGUUGGAUUUAAAAUUGGUGUGGGCUGAACCCAAUAGUGACCUGACCCAUUGCCAUUGUUUCUCUUUUACAGAAAGAGGGUGGUGAAUUGUAUGACUUCAUUUACUUUCAAAUAUAGAGAAGAAUACA
Messenger RNA from Nanorana parkeri, 1797 nucleotides. RefSeq names its product ubiquitin conjugating enzyme E2 H (gene UBE2H). Gene Ontology annotation, cellular component: nucleus. The transcript has 7 exons. Lineage: Eukaryota; Metazoa; Chordata; Amphibia; Anura; Dicroglossidae. The record is from RefSeq and is a predicted model, not a curated record. Bases 367 to 918 code for a protein of 183 amino acids. Gene Ontology annotation, molecular function: ubiquitin conjugating enzyme activity. Gene Ontology annotation, biological process: protein polyubiquitination; ubiquitin-dependent protein catabolic process.